Molecule: messenger RNA, 510 nt
Organism: Serpula lacrymans var. lacrymans S7.9
Lineage: Eukaryota; Fungi; Basidiomycota; Agaricomycetes; Boletales; Serpulaceae
Exons: 2
Coding region: 180-464 (94 amino acids)
Source: RefSeq, a predicted model, not a curated record
CUUUUGUCGGCGGAAGUAUAUCAGUACAAUUGGUUGGCAUGAACCGACCCAGAAAUACUCCCUCGACAUCGUAUAAUUCGUGUAGUGUAUAUUGUCACAUCGCUGCUCUCUUGUUCGGCACCAAGCUUUAGCAAACCAGCACCUUCGCCCUAUCUGAAGAUCUGAACCCUCUUGCACUAAUGCCCCCAAUUCCACUACAACACUCAGAUUUCACUCUCGAUGCCUCUGGAGUUGCAGGUUUCUUUGGAGGAGACGAAGCUAUAUCAGCCAUGGCAACUGUCCAUAUGUACGAGAGUAGGAAAUGGCUGGGAUGGUACAAUUCUCCGGGGAGUUACACCGUUGCUAAGCGUUACGGUCAACUCGCCAACUCUCGAUUCUGGGAUGGACUAUUCCCACGGACUACACUCCGGCGCUGUCAUACCGCAGACAGGUCACCUCGCACAUUUAUUUGUGUCAGAAUGUAAAGCGAUGGAGGCCAAUUACAGGACGGAGGGAAGAAUAACGAGGCCU